AUGUCACACUUAACAAUGACAUUUGACUCUUCGAAAGCAGUUGAACUAUCUAUGGAAAUCGCAUCUGUAAAGCAGGAAACUGAUAGUGCAAAUGAUAAUAAGUUUCCUGAUAUGAUGGUGGAAAUUAAAGAUGAAAAUGUCUGUGAGGAUCUACAUGUAAGUGAAAGUGCUAAUGACCUUGGACAUGAGUUGAUUGUCAAAGACGAGAUCCCUAUGGAUUUCGAGAGAACAGUCAUUCCUGAUAAUAACCCGUUAAGUGCAUCAGAACUUUUGGACACUGAAGAAAAUCAUAGUAUGAGAGAACAUGAAAUAAUACCUAAAAUGGAAGAUGACUGCUUAAACACCGAGGUGAAAGAAGAAAUGCCAAUUACCGGUGAUCUAUUAGUAUCAUAUGAUUAUCCCAAUUUUGAUGAUACGGGGAGUAUGGACAGUAAUGAUGUUGCAGUCUUAGGUAAUGUGGAAACAUGUCUUAAUGAGAACUACAAUAUUAAAUCUGAAUCACAGCAGUUUGGGGAGCACGAACAUGAAAAACAUGAUGUGAAGGAAGAAUUGGAGAUGGUGACUGAAACGCAUUUGAUUUCAAAUAAACUUAUCAACACCACAUCUACUAUCACUAAUCCGCACGAUGGCGUCCUACAGUCGCAAACUACAAAGACAUUAGUCAUGGAGAUUUUACCUAUUCCAAGAACUCCAUUAUCACUCAGUAAAAUAGGCAACCCCGAAGAAAUCCUCCCAACGACAAAUGAUGCAGUCUACGACGAUAUAUUUCAAUUGAAUUCCAUAACAGGCAAUGUAUUAUCUCUAGAACAGGAAGCUUAUGGAUUACUUAAAGCGAAGAGAAACAUCACACAUAACUUAAAAACAUACCCGUGCCUCAAAUGUUCUAAAGAGUUCAAGAAUACCUAUGGCUUGAAAAAACAUAUGGCUGUACAUAAGACUAUAGAAGCGAGAGCAUUGGGUAUCAUAAAGGGACGGAAAACAAGAAAGGCGAACCAGAAUAAACGAUAUAAUGAGGACAAAGAAAUAAGUGUUAAAUACUCGAAAUGUAAAAUAGAAAAUUUCGAUGAGGAUAUUAAACCAGAUAUAAAGAAAGAAGGGUAUGUGUGCACAUGUGGCCAAGUAUUCCAGCGACGAAGCAGAAUGGAGACAUGUCUGCGAUCGCACAACCUAUAUUCUGAUCCGAACACCUCGUACCAAUGUGUAACGUGUUCUAAACAGUUCAAAGAUAAAAACGAGUUGAUAUCCCAUAGAAAAAGGACGCACCGAAAGAAAUUCCAAUGCAAAUUCUGUCCUACAGAUUACAGUACAAGGAAAGAGCUGUUCAAGCAUCUACAAGUUCAUCAAAAAGUUCAACUUAUGGAAUACAAAGUGAUCUCAGAAGUAGUGAAAGGUAAACAGAAGUUACAAUGUUUCAUGUGUAACAAAAGUUAUUCUGAAUUGUCUGAAUUAAAGUCUCAUGUCAUGGAAGACCAUAAAAGCCCUUACAUUUGUCCCAAUUGCCAGGAAACAUUCCCGAAGAUCAUAGAGUUUGGUAACCAUGUGAAAACUUAUCACCCAGAAGUCGGAGGACAGUCCGUAUUGGAUGUUCUGGAAGCCUUUUCCAUGUUAGUGAAAGCUUGGAAAUGUGAUGAAUGUGGAUUACAAUUUCACGAGGCAGAUAAAUUGGCAUUGCAUCAAAUCGAACAGCAUAGUCCAGACACAAAAUCAGAGACCCAAUUCCAAUGUACAGAUUGUCGCAGAGUUUUUAUUAGUCAAAAGGGAUUAACGUCGCAUAGACGAAUACAUCACAGCGACUAUGUGGAAGAAACAGAACCGGCUGAAAAAGGUAUAUUGUGUCUGGAAUGUCGUAAAAUAUGUAAAGAUAUGGACUCGCUAACAUCUCACAUGAGAUUGCAUUCUCCUGAAAGGAAAUAUCCUUGUAAAUUUUGCGAUUUCCGUUUCGCAACACCGGAAAAGAGAAAAGCGCAUGCAGAAUUACAUACGGGUGAUAUGAAAUAUGUGUGUUUUAUAUGUGAAUACCAGUGCAGUUCAGAGAAUCGUUUGUCACAACAUAAAAUGUCUUUAAAACACUUAAACAUGAAGGAGUUUUUGUUGACUGGCAAGCCUCUUAUUGAAGAGCCUGUAUCUUCAUCAAAAUCAAAAACUAAAAAGAAAAAAUUUGAGAAAAAGAAAGACGAAGAAGACAGUGAAAGUAUUAGUGAAGAUAAUAUACCUUGUGAUAUUUGUGGUGAAACUUUCGCAAGUGAACAAUUAAUGCAAGACCAUAAACAGACACAUCCUUUCAUAGAGUUUCCUAAUGAUGAUAAGCCGAGUAGGAUAUUUUUUAAAUGA
Diatraea saccharalis (sugarcane borer) is the source of this 2331-nucleotide messenger RNA. The record is from the annotation of a GenBank genome assembly. Lineage: Eukaryota; Metazoa; Arthropoda; Insecta; Lepidoptera; Crambidae.